AUGCACUCUCAAGCUGAUCCUCAAUAUGGUUCUGGAUGGCACCUGUGUGUGACUGUGGGGGAACAAGCACCAUUGUUAAUAUACCCAGAGUACCGAAUUGAACUACCUGACUAUGAUUUUGUUGUUGCUGAACAACACAAGCUUAUCCCAUCAGUAUAUGGUGCACUAAUAUUUAAAAAUAAACAUUUAUCAUAUAGUGGUCCAACAUUUAUUAGUAUUAGAUCUGACAACCAUGAUCACUCGACAGCAUUCACCCAUUUAGCGGAUUUAUCAAAAUGCUUAUCAUUAGAUGAAUUUAAACAAUACUCAUAUACUGACAAUAAUGAAACCAAGCCAAUUUUUAUUGUAUUUACUGAUGGAAGACCUGAUGAAAACCCUAGUUUCAAUGUAUUAUUUGUUGCCAUAAAAGCACCAGGUCAUUCAGCUUUUAAUCCGAUUGAACGUCGGAUGGCUCCAUUAAGUCAUGAUUUAUCUGGCUUGAUAUUACCACAUGAUUAUUACGGAAAGCAUUUAAAUGAUGAUGGAAAAACAAUUAAUAUAGCUCUAGAACAACAAAAUUUUCAACGUGCUGGUGAAAGAUUACCAUCACCAGAACUUGAAUCAGAUGAUGAGUUAUUAGUUGUACCACAAGAAUUACAAUCAAGUGAUGAAAUAGUAGUAUCAAAUGAACUGAAUAAAUCAGCUGAAAAUGAUUCUGGUGUUGAAUUAAUUGCUGAUUAUGCUUCUUGGGCAGCUAGUUAUUUUUAA
Messenger RNA from Rotaria sp. Silwood2, 747 nucleotides. NCBI's taxonomy places the organism in Eukaryota, Metazoa, Rotifera, Eurotatoria, Philodinida, Philodinidae. The record is from the annotation of a GenBank genome assembly.